AUGAAGGGAUACACGCUCGUCUCGGCCCUCGCGGCCAUUGGCACCGUUUCCGCGUCUCCCACAAAGACUCAGGAGCAGGCUCCCAACAAGCGCGCCAACCUUCCUAUAGUCUCUGCCUCUGGCAAUGCUUUCUGGAUUGGCAAGGACCGAUUCUAUAUCCGUGGUAUCGACUACCAGCCCGGCGGUGCCUCCGCCAACGCGGACCCUCUCGCAGACCCCAAGCAGUGCGAGCGCGACAUUAAGCAGUUCAAAGAUCUCGGCGUUAACACUAUCCGUGUCUAUGCCGUCGACAACUCCAAGGACCACGACCAGUGCAUGAAAUCCCUGAAGGAUGCUGGCAUCUACCUCGUGCUCGACGUCAAUAACCCCCAGUACGCGAUCAACCGACUGAAGCCUGGACCGUCGUACAAUACCAAGUACCUUCAGAGCGUCUUCGCCACAGUCGAAAUGUUCGCCAAGUACGAAAAUACGCUCGCCUUCUUCUCGGGCAAUGAGGUUAUCAACGACGAGAAAGACACCGACAAAUCGGCUCCCUAUGUCAAGGCCGUCACUCGCGACAUGAAGAACUACAUCAACUCCCGUGGUCUCCGCAAGAUUCCUGUUGGUUACUCGGCUGCCGACGUUGCCUCCAACCGCAUGCAGACGGCCAUGUACAUGAACUGCGGCUCCGACGACAUGCGCUCCGACUUCUUUGCCUUCAAUGACUAUUCCUGGUGCAACAGCGACUUCAAGACGGCCGGCUGGGACCAGAAAGUUAAGAACUUCACCGAUUACGGUCUGCCGAUUUUCCUGUCUGAGUGGGGCUGCAUCAAGAACCGCCCCCGCAAGUUCGAAGAGAUUGUGGCUCUCAUGAGCGACCAGAUGACGGGUGUCUACUCUGGUGGCCUCAUGUACGAGUACUCUGUCGAGGACAACGACUUCGGUAUCGUCACCAUCAAGGGCGACACGAUCAAGAACUCGGAUGAAUUCGACCUUUACAAGAGCGCCCUCAAGGUCAACCCAAUGCCCACAGGAUCUGGCGGCGCUGCCAGCACGACACAUGCUGUUGACUGCCCGACGUCGGACGCCGGAUGGAACGUCAACCCCACGCUCGUUCCUGAGAUGCCCAGCCAAGCGCAAAAGUACAUGAAAAACGGUGCUGGCAAGGGUCCCGGUCUCGGGGGUGACGGUUCGCAGAACGCGGGCGACAGUGGCACCUCCACUGCCGGCGUGACUGGUGGCCAGGCUUCUCCCACGGCCAGCGGCUCGGGUGGCAAGGACAAUGCUGGUACUUCCGUCCACAGUGGUAUCGACAAGGUCCCCAUCCUUGUUUCCGGCCUGGCGGUCGGCUUCACUCUCCUGGGUGCCUUGCUCCUGUAA
Molecule: messenger RNA, 1359 nt
Organism: Purpureocillium lilacinum
Lineage: Eukaryota; Fungi; Ascomycota; Sordariomycetes; Hypocreales; Ophiocordycipitaceae
Source: RefSeq, a predicted model, not a curated record